Tyto alba (common barn owl) is the source of this 2709-nucleotide messenger RNA. RefSeq lists its product as uncharacterized. The record is from RefSeq and is a predicted model, not a curated record. Gene Ontology annotation, biological process: DNA integration. Gene Ontology annotation, molecular function: RNA-DNA hybrid ribonuclease activity; nucleic acid binding. Lineage: Eukaryota; Metazoa; Chordata; Aves; Strigiformes; Tytonidae.
AUGAAAUUACGGCCAAGCUCCAGUGCAAUGGGCAUGGAAGAACCGAUGGCCCCAUGUGGAGGUCCAAAUAUUUUGGAAAAAUUGGUCCUCACAAAAAGAAUAGACAUUUUGAGGGGACUAACUUUGAAUCUCCCAGACAGUCAAUACCAGUUUGGGGUGAAAAGUCAUAUCAGUGUUAGAACAAUUUUAGUAGGAAAAGUGAAAAUGCCUCCUGUACAGAUUCCUGCUGCUACUAAAUUAAUGACUAUGAAACAGUAUAGAAUUCUAGGAGGACAUGAGGAGAUAUCACAGACAAUUAAGGAUUUAUUAGAUACAGGAGUAUUGAAACCAGUUACCACAGCUUGGAACAGUCUGGUAUGGCCUGUCAAGAAAAGUGAUGGGUCACGUAGAAGGACAGUAGAUUUUAGGGAAUUAAAUAAGCACACCCCACUGCUUACAGCAGCUGUACCAGAUACUAUUAUUUUAAUAGAAAAGGUUCAAAAGCAUCCAGGGACUUGGUAUACUGUAAUAGAUUUAGCUACCACCUUUUUCACUAUCCCAGUUGCAGAGGAGCAUUGGGACCAAUUUGCCUUCACCUGGCAGGGACGACAGUAUACCUUUACCAGAUUGCCUCAGGGAUGGCUGCAUAGUCCAACCAUUUGCCAGCGGACAGUGGCUGAGCAUCUGGAUAAGAUAAAACUGCCUCCUCAUAUGCAAAUAGUGCAUUAUAUUGAUGAUAUCCUAAUUCAGGGAAACGAUGAGAUGGAAGUGCAACAAAUACUUGAACAGGUGGUGGAUCAUAUGAGACAGGAAGAUUGGGAAAUUAACCCUAACAAGAUUCAAGAACCAUCCCAAACAGUAAAAUUUUUAGGAAUUCAAUGGCAUUGUGGACAUCAGGAAAAAUUACUCAAAGCUCUACAGAAAAUUUUUGAUUUUGCAGUACCACAAAAUAAAAAUGAGGCACAGAGAAUUAUUGGAUUGUUUGGCUUUCGGCGGCAGCAUAUUCUCCAUUUAGGACAGAUUCUGACUCCUUUGUAUAAAGUGACAAGGAAAAAAUACAAGUUUGAAUGGGGGAAUGAACAGCAAGCUGCUUUUGAGUCAGCAAAGGAAGCUAUUCAAAAGGCCCUAGAUUUCUGGCCAGUGCAAGAGGGAGAAGUGGAGUUAAAUGUGUCAGUAAAUGGAUUACAUGUCAAUUGGAGCCUAUGGCAAGAACAGGGAAAGAAAAAGGUUCCUUUAGGUUUUUCGGGAUGAAAGCUGCCAGAGGCAGGAAACAAUUAUACACCUUUUGAGAGACAACUAUUAGCAUGUUAUUGUGCAUUGGUAGAAACAGAACAGCUUACAAUAGGACAUGAAGUGUCCCUUCAUCCUGAAAUUCCUAUCAUGCAAUGGGUUAAAAGCUCUCCUAAAACCCAUCGAAUUGGGCAUGCUCAAGAAUCGAGUAUCAUAAAGUGGAAAUGGUAUAUUCAGGAUAGGGCCAAGGCUCUCCACGAGAAAGUAGCUACUGCCCCCACAGGUGAUCAAGUAAUGAACCCCCAUUUCACAGUUGAACGGGAAUCCCCAGUACGAUGGGGAAAAGCUUUAGACCAAUUGACACCCUUUGAAAAGGAACAUGCUUGGUUGACUGAUGGAUCAGCUAAGUAUAUAGGAGGGAAGAGGUUUUGGAAAGCAGUAGCUUACUAUCCCCAGCUAGAAAAAUUUUUAGAAACUAUGGGAGAAGGGAAAAGCAGCCAAUAUGAUUAAUUAUAUGCUGCUUAUACGGCCUUGAAACAAGAAAAUCUAGGAGAAUGUCAUUUACAUACUGACUCCUGGUCAGUAGCUAAUGGGUUAGCUACUUGGCUGCCAACAUGGAUAGCCAAAGAUUGGAAAAUAUACUCCAAAGAAGUCUGGGGAAAGGAAUUGUGGAAGGAUAUUUGGGAAAUAAUACAGAGGACUAAGGUGACUGUGCUUCAUGUUGAUGUUCAUAGUAACAUGGACACUUUAGAACGACUUUAUAACUCUGUUGUAGACAAGUGGGCAAAGAUUUCCCAAGCUGGAUUAGAAUUCUCUCAGAAGAAGGAUCAUGAAGGCUUGAUUCAAACUGACAAUGGGUCUCAUUUUCAAAACAAAUUUGUCCAACAGUAUGCUGAGCAGCAAAAUAUUCAGUGGGUUUUUCAUAUACUGUACUAUCCACAAGCUGCAGGAUUGAUUGAACGAAUGAAUGGGUUGUUGAAAGAGCAGUUGAAGAGGCUAGGAGAUGGGAACCUAUCCGAGUGGAAAACUCAUCUCACAGAUGUGCUACAUAUCCUUAACAAUAGGCCCACUGGGGAAAUGGAAACCCCUUUGAUGAUCAUGAAUACACCCAGUUUGCAAAUAAAACCUCUGACAGUAAGUGAGACUUUAACUUACUGGGAAAUUGUUCCGGGUGCGAUGGCCCCUUACCGGGCCACUCCAGAGGCUGCAGGGCUAGAUCUCUAUGCAUUAGAAUUGAUCAGGAUGAACCAAAAACAGAUGAGAGUUAUCAAUACUGGAACAGGAAUUCAAAUUCCUCCAGGACACUUUGGUUUGAUAACUGCUCAUUCAAGCCUAGCCUUGAAAAGUAUUCAUGUCAUGGGAGGAGUGAUUGAUGUAUAUUAUCAAGGAGAAAUUAAAGUAAUUCUGUUAAACAAUGUUGAACAAGAUUUGAUUAUUCAUACCCAUGACAGAAUAGCACAAUUAUUGACAUUGCCAGUUUUGAAAGCAAUUGUGAAAUAA